Pangasianodon hypophthalmus (striped catfish) is the source of this 850-nucleotide messenger RNA. RefSeq names its product single-stranded DNA binding protein 1 (gene ssbp1). Gene Ontology annotation, cellular component: mitochondrial nucleoid. NCBI's taxonomy places the organism in Eukaryota, Metazoa, Chordata, Actinopteri, Siluriformes, Pangasiidae. Gene Ontology annotation, biological process: mitochondrial DNA replication; positive regulation of helicase activity. The record is from RefSeq and is a predicted model, not a curated record. The transcript is spliced from 7 exons. Gene Ontology annotation, molecular function: single-stranded DNA binding. The coding region runs from base 129 to 569 and encodes 146 amino acids.
ACAAAGCGUGCGUCCCAAACAGCGAACAUGUAAGUUAAAUUUAACUGCGUUCACUACCAAAGAGGAAGUUUAGUCAAAGCUAAAUGAUUCAGACGAUUGACCAGUCAGAAAUCUAUCCAUAAACAGAAAUGCUUCGGAGUGGAUCAGCACUGUUAUUCAGGCAGAUUGCCAGGCACAGAUCCACAGAUGCCAGUCUCAUCUUGGAGAGAUCCAUUAACCGGGUACAGCUGCUGGGGCGUGUGGGCCAGGACCCUGUUAUGAGACAGGUUGAAGGUAGAAACCCUGUCACCAUUUUCUCUAUGGCCACUAAUGAGAUGUGGCGCUCUGGAGAGGGAGAAGUCUCACAGACAGGAGAUGUCAGUCAGAAGACGACAUGGCACAGAAUCUCAGUGUUCAAGCCCGGUCUAAGAGACGUGGCCUAUCACUAUGUAAAGAAAGGGUCUCGGAUUCUCAUCGAGGGCAAGCUGGACUAUGGAGAGUAUGUGGACAAGAACAAUGUGAGACGGCAGGCCACCACCAUCAUUGCAGAUAACAUUGUCUUUUUGAGUGACGUACGAGAUCGGGAGUGAAGGAUUUUCCUGGAAGCUCAGUAAAGAAUGCAUAAUGUAUUAUGAUAUUCUUGCUAUUUGUUCUUUAGAGUGACUGUGUAUGUUUGCCAGUUUGUUCAGCAGCUGAAUGAAGGUAUUAUAAUUAUGUCUGACUUCCUUAUAUGACCAGGAGCUGACAGGUUUGACCAAACCUUACAGUGAAUUUGUCAAAAAACAUAUUUGCUUUUAUUAGUGAUACAAUACAUUGUAUUGUAAUAAAAAAAUAGAACUCCUGUCUUCAGAGACUUGGUGUUCACUCUUCA